Vespula pensylvanica (western yellowjacket) is the source of this 1140-nucleotide messenger RNA. RefSeq names its product protein lethal(3)malignant blood neoplasm 1 (gene l(3)mbn). Gene Ontology annotation, cellular component: chitin-based extracellular matrix. NCBI's taxonomy places the organism in Eukaryota, Metazoa, Arthropoda, Insecta, Hymenoptera, Vespidae. The transcript is spliced from 4 exons. Gene Ontology annotation, molecular function: structural constituent of chitin-based larval cuticle. The record is from RefSeq and is a predicted model, not a curated record. The coding region runs from base 103 to 987 and encodes 294 amino acids.
UACGUUCGAUUACAACACAACGUCGAGGCACAUCGUAGAAUUUAUUUAACGAACGCACUUAGUCUCUCGAGUUCCAUUAGACAAUCUCUUCUAUCUCGCAAGAUGUUAGUUUCAUUCGUUAAAUAUUUGUCUUCGUUGUUAAACAAAAAUUUCACUUUCACGUUUUUACUUUUGUCUUUAUUUAUGAGAACCUGUGCCCUAAUCGAAGAUCCAUAUAACGAAAACAGACCUUACGAAUUCUCUUUCAACAUCGUCAAUUUUCAACAUAGAUAUGAGAAGAAAGACAUUGACGGGAUUAUUACUGGUGAAUACGGUUUUAUAACGGCAGAUGGAGUUUAUCACGAAACUGGAUAUGCCACUGAUAAGAACGGGGAUUUUAUUAUAACGAAAAUGAGAAAUCGAAAGAUCACAAGUCUGAAAGACGCACGAGAGAUCUUCAAGGAUAGACCCGAAGCUGCGAAAAAGCUCUUCGAAGUUGUAACGAAAGCUUGCAGUGGGUGUAAAAUUCCGACUAAUAAAAGUACAGAAGUAAACCAGAACGAAAUUCUUACGAAAGAUGCUGAAUCAUUGAUUGAGAACAAAAUUAUUAAACCGAUAUUAAAAGAAAUGAUGAAGAAAGAAGAUGAACGGAUGGAACGUGUUGUUAAAGAAAUGAUGAUAAAUUCUAUUAAAAGAAUCAUUUCUAACGAUACUAAAAAGAAUGAAAUUAUUCUCAAAAACAGUUCUCUUGAGAAAAUGGCUAAUGAUCUUUACUAUCGUUUCAAUUAUUCGAUAAGUUCGCACGGUCAUCAGGAGACUGGUUAUCGUAAUGGUGAUAAAAAUGGCAAUUAUCGAUCAUGGAGUGAAAGUGGUGUCGACACACGAGUGAAAUACGUAUCAAACAAAUUCGGUCAUCAACCGAAUAUCACUUUUCAUCCACAAUUGAACGAAACAAAGAAAAAAGAUCAAUCGCUGAAAGGCUAUUCCUUUCUUUGGUAUUUUUCAUAAAUAUUAUAUUUUACUUUUCUCAAUGCGAAUACAUAGAUGUAAGAAAUAGAGAUGUAAAAAAUAGAAAAAGAAAAUAAAAAAAUAAAAGAGGAAAUCUCCAUAAUUUUUUUCUUCAAUAUGACGAAGAGAAAAUAUUUAAAAACUUUCGAUAUU